This is a messenger RNA of Boleophthalmus pectinirostris (great blue-spotted mudskipper), 2051 nucleotides long. RefSeq names its product rapunzel 4 (gene rpz4). Bases 165 to 1337 code for a protein of 390 amino acids. NCBI's taxonomy places the organism in Eukaryota, Metazoa, Chordata, Actinopteri, Gobiiformes, Gobiidae. The transcript has 3 exons. The record is from RefSeq and is a predicted model, not a curated record.
GUCUCGCGUCGCGCCCACGGGCCUCGUCUGAGGAGAACCACGUGACCCGUGGACACGGCACAGACACGGCGCGCGUCCAGGCUCUGCUCGGGCUGCGGGAGGAGCGUCUGCGAAGAACCAGAGACGACCACAAGCUCUAAACGACCACACACAACACAACAGACAUGGCGGAGCAGCUGCAGAAGGUGGUGGCCGAUAAGAAGGACAUGGUGGAGAACAUCAUGGAGGUGUUUGAGCAGGGGGCCGAGCUGGUGGCCAGCAUCGCCGGAGACAUCUUCCCCGUGUUCUCCAUCGCCGCGCCCAUCGUCAAACUGGCCCUGGACAACGUGGAGAGCAAAGAGGCCACCUACAUGAAGGAGCAGUUCCAGAAGGUCCGCGAGCGUCUGGAGGUGGUGUCCGAGCAGGUCAAGCGCAUCAACGACGAGGUCAAGAGGAGCGGGGUGGACGCCGCCUACUUCUCUGUGGAGGAGAACAUCACCAACCAGUUCAGGAAGUACAUGGACAUCCUCAACGCCAAGCCCAAGUUCAAGGAGGCCAAGAAGAAGCAGUUCCUGGAUCACUUCUCCAAAACCGGAGGAGAUAAGAACCUGCACACGCUGUACAACGCCGUGACUGGAGACAACUUCUCAGGAGAGUCUGUGCUGGAGAUCGUCAUGAACUACGAGGAGAAGAACCGCAGGGUCAUGGAGGUCUUCUGUGCACGCAUGAAGAAGCUCUUCUGUGUAGGUCUGAUCGCUCUCGUGGGCCACGCGGCGCUCAAAGACUAUGGAGAGGAGGAGAAGAUCCUGCAGGAGUGGAGCGAGAAGAUGAAGAACGUGCAGAAGAGGAUGGACGCGCUGAUCCAGGACUGCAUCGACAGCUUCCCCAAACUGGCCGAGCAGGACUCUCGGAGGCUGGUGCGCGACCAGCCGGGCCUGACCUGCCAGGAGCUCGCCCAGGCCAUCCUGGACAAGCUCAAGGAGAGGUACGACUGGGUGUCCUGGUCCGUCAGGGUCUUCCGCUCCCCCAAAGGUCUUCUGGCCAAUAAGAAGAACUUCCACUGCCCCACAGGGAAGAGCCGCUUCCAGGUGCCGAGCUCCGACGACGGCCUGAACGUGGUGGUGUCCUACAGCUCGUCCCCGGAGCCCGUGGACAGAGGACGAGUCUCUCAGAUCAUCGAGAGCCAGAAGAAGAUCUCCGUGAAGUCCACGGCAGAGCUGCUCUUCGAGGAUCUGCCCGGAGACUGUGUGGUCCACACCAUCAAGACCAAAGAUCUGGCCUGUGCCUUCAGCUUCAGCCCUGAGCUGCACUACUGGGAGGAGCACGAGAAGAUGUUUGUGUGUGUGCACUCUGCCUGAGGACGGAGGAGGAGGAGUGUGUGUGUGUGUGUAUAAACAUCAUUUUUGUAAAUAAACUGAAUAUUUGAUCUUUCACUCCAAACACACACACACACACACACACACACACACACACACACACACACACACACACACACACAAACACACACACACACACACACAAACACAAACACAAACACACACACACACACACACACACACACACACAACACACAAACACACACACACACAAUCAGAGCUGCAGAGUUUAUCAGUGUCUCUAAAACAUCAUCUAUAAAAUCAUCUAUAAAACUAUAAAAUCAUCUUUAAAAUCAUCUAUAAAAUCAUCUGUAAAUCCUCCACAUGAACAUGGAGGAGACGAGGCUCUGAUCAAACGUCUCUGUUUCUGUUGUGUAACGUCGUGUUGAAGCUUCUCGUUCUUCUGGAUCUUCUGUCUGAUUCGCUGCUCUGCACUUUUAGCUCGAAUGUUUUAAGGAAAUCACCACUUUAUAUAUUUUAUAAACCGGAAGUGUGUCAUAAUUAUAUAUAAAACUCUAAUUUUUUAUUAUUAUUUUUUUUUUUGUAGAUUUUUCUUGUAUCUGUCACGUUGUGUCUCUUUUCUUUUCCAGAUUUGCUUCAUAAACUCUGGACAUUCCUUUUAUCCCUGAGCUGUUGUGUUUAUGUUUUUACUUUAUGUGGAUGUGAUCUGAAUGUGAAUAAAGCUCCACUGCGGGA